AUCGAGCGGGCGGAGGGGGUGGGCGAAGUGCAUGCGGUGGUGGGGGAGAACUUCUUUGUCACCACCGAAUGCCACAGCCUCGCUUCCCCGGGCGUGGUGCUCAACGGCACGCAGCUCACCGUCGUCCAGUCUGGGGCGGGGUUUGACUUUGCCAUCCGCACGCCCGUCACGCCGCCGCGCUGGAAGCAGUUUGACGCCGAGCUCACUGCCGCGUGGCGGGAUCUUUGUGCCGCCGUGUUGGACCGUGCCCUGGAGACAGCUGAUGCCGCCCGCUAUCGCCAACGCAUUCAGGAAAAUAUUCUGCGAAUUGGAUACUAUUGGUACCAGUUGAUGCCGCUGACGCGCGGCAGUGCCAUGGUGGGGCUCAUCGCCGUGCUCGGCCUCUCCAUGGCCGCCGGCAUGCUCACCACCGCCCCCAUCCCGCAUGCCAUGCAGGUGGACUGGGAGGCCAUCCUCGUGCCGCACUUCGCAGCCUUCAACGUGUCGGUGGCGCCGUGGCUGUACGCGCCCGCCACCGUGCUCGCUGCGCCCUCCCACCUGCCGCUCGUGGCCCACGUGCUGCCCUCCACACGCCACGUCAUCGCUGCUCUCAACCAUCAAGGCUGA
Molecule: messenger RNA, 606 nt
Organism: Closterium sp. NIES-65
Lineage: Eukaryota; Viridiplantae; Streptophyta; Zygnematophyceae; Desmidiales; Closteriaceae
Source: the annotation of a GenBank genome assembly